CAUCAAACAUGGCUGACAAGGAAAAUACAAACAUGGAAGUCGAUAAGGAAAAGAAUAAACCUUUUACCAACAACGUUAAGCCACUCGUUGACGAGGCUACCCAGGGAACAGGCAACCAAAACAAUGUCGAAAGCAAGAAGGGUGCCGAUGAAAGCAGCGCCACGUCGGAGUACUGCGAGAAGCUGCAGGCGUGGAUGUGGCAGUACUACACAGGAUAUGUGAACUGGCAGAGCUGGCUGGCAGCGUCAGCCAUGUCCUACCCUCAUUAUUUACAGUCAGCCAGCGGGACGUCGACGACAUCUCUUGAUUUAAACUCCCAGCACUGGUACAAUAGUCCGUUUGGUCUUCCGCUGUCGCCUUACCCACCUGCCGUCGCCUCUUCAAGUAGCCGGGUAGGUGAGGCUGCAGGUGGGGCUGCAGUGCCUGGUCAACCGCAGCAGCAGCCACAGGAGAAUGGAAAUGCACAGAGGCCAGGACGUGAGUAUAGCAUUCCUUCACCUCUUCAAAGACUCCUGGCUGAGAUGGUGGAUUUCUUCAUUUUGUUUUUCAUCAAAGCAACUAUAAUCAUCAGUAUUAUGCACCUCAGUGGAAUCAAGGAUGUUUCCAAGUUCGCCAUGCAUUUCAUCGUGGAAGAAAUAGAUGAGGACACAUCGAUGGAGGAGCUACAAAAAAUGAUGCUUGUGGCACUUGUGUACCGAAUAUUAGUGUGUUUUUAUGAGAUCGUAUGCAUCUGGGGAGCAGGAGGUGCCACUCCAGGGAAGUUUCUCAUUGGACUCAGGGUUGUUACAUGUGAUUCAUCAGUUCUGGUCCAACCGAACAGGGUGCUUGUAGUGCCAGCAACUAAUGUCUCUCUGUCUGCAUCAACUGUCCGAGCCUUGAACAAGAACUUUUCAAUUGCCUUCUUUUUCCCGGCCUUCAUCACGCUUCUGUUCUUUCAGCACAACCGGACUGUGUAUGACAUGGUAGCUGGUACAAUUGUUGUCAAGCGCUCCAGGGUCAGAUGACGCUGAAGAGCCCACAAGAGGGUCAGACAAUAAUGCUGAGCAGGCGCUGUGUGAUGUUUUCUGAAAAAUGCCAGCAGAGCUCCUCAGACACCGCCCUUUCAAGGUAUCGUCUGAACAUGCAGGAGCAUUAAGAAGUUGGCAGAGGGGUUGAUACACAUCAGAAUGAACUAUUUGAGUUCCCAACUUGUUUUUGGUUUUUCUCUGACACAUACUGUAUUUCCGCAUGUAUUUCUACAUGCUGCUUUCGGAAUCUGUUCCUGUGCCAAAUUUGUCUCCUCUGAAGACUGGAUAAAUGAUGGUAUAUUCUACCUUUUCAUUAACACAAGAUUUGCCUCUUUGUAAAUACUCUUCCAAACUAAGGGUGAAUGUCUUGGAUCACUCAGUAUUUAAGUUGCUAAUUAUGCAUACAUGAGAUUAUACCUGCAGUAUCUCUUUGUAUUAAAAACUCAUCCUAAGA
This is a messenger RNA of Seriola dumerili (greater amberjack), 1461 nucleotides long. RefSeq names its product protein FAM8A1-like. NCBI's taxonomy places the organism in Eukaryota, Metazoa, Chordata, Actinopteri, Carangiformes, Carangidae. The transcript is spliced from 5 exons. The record is from RefSeq and is a predicted model, not a curated record. Bases 9 to 1004 code for a protein of 331 amino acids.